AUGUUUCACUCUCAGAGGAGCAUAGGUCAUCAACGUCAAUCCUUCAUCAAACUCGGCUUUGGGUUAUCAUCAUUGCUUCUGUCCAAUUGCUUCUCUAUCUCUUUAAUUCCUUCUCAGAGUCAUGUCUCUAGGUAUUUCUUGGCUGUCCUCUCUCUCUUUUUCCCCUGUGGUUCCAAGUCACGGCUUGGUAGCCGAAAAAUGCAAAGUGAUGAUCAAUUUAUAGCUGCAUCAAUUGGGGACACUGAAUGGCUUCAACAAAGUGUUUAUAAAGGAACAGUAAAGUAUGACAAAAAUGGCCUGACUGCACUGCACCUGGCAGCUAUGCAUGGGCAUUUAGCCUGCAUGAAACUUUUAGUUGAAAAAUAUGGUUUUAAUGUUGAUUUAACAGCAGAGAAUGGCUGCACACCUUUACAAGCUGCUGCCAACAACGAAAAUGAAAAUUGUGCAUUGGAUUGCGUGUAUUAUUUGCUGGAUAAGGGAGCUAACCCUUCAUUAAAUAGCAAUGAAGGUACCACAGCACUUCAUCAAGCAGCCAGUCAGGGUCAUUUGACCAUAUUAAAACUACUUCUUGAUUCAGGGGCCAAAGUGGAUUGUAGAGACAAUAAUGGUCACAUACCUUUAGAUUUAGCCCAGAUGUGGGGACAUGAAAGAUGUGGCAGGAUUUUAAGAGCAGUCAUGUGGCACAAUGACAAAGAUUUCCUAUUGGGUGAAGUCUGUGAUGGCCUAGUGGUAGAGGCCACUUCAGAAGAAGAGUACUUUUGGGUUCUCCUUGUUAGGCUUUGCUUGUGUCUCUUGGUUUGUUGA
Molecule: messenger RNA, 804 nt
Organism: Acanthosepion pharaonis
Lineage: Eukaryota; Metazoa; Mollusca; Cephalopoda; Sepiida; Sepiidae
Source: the annotation of a GenBank genome assembly